This is a messenger RNA of Danaus chrysippus (African queen), 6723 nucleotides long. The record is from the annotation of a GenBank genome assembly. NCBI's taxonomy places the organism in Eukaryota, Metazoa, Arthropoda, Insecta, Lepidoptera, Nymphalidae.
AUGGAUAUGAAAAUAAAAACACCUGAGUUAAAAUGCAUGGAUCCAGAGAAUUACAGGAAAUACUUCCGGGCCCUUUGUUGGAGUGGAACAAGAAGAACCGACAAGAAACCUCCAAAAAAAUUCAAUAAAAAGGAUCGUUUGAAAAGGCUUAAAGGAUCAAAUGCUUUGGCAAUCUGCUAUACUCCAGCACUCCUAGCGAAUCCGUCUCAGUUUACAGUAUAUGCUACCGUCCGUAGAACUGUUCUAGCUCGCUGUAGACAACUUCAGGCCGCCGCAGCUGAUUGUUCCGAUGACAGCGAUGAUGAUGGAGUGCCAUCUAUUCCCACCACCAAAGUACCAAAGAUCACAGGCAUUGGCUUGCGCACAGUGUUUUCUCUUAUCUCUCAAGCACGAUUUACAGAUCCGAACUUGUGUGAGCAAUCACUUAGGGCCCUACUGGAUGUGUUACAAGGUCACGCGCCUGAAGAUCUAGCGCACGAACAACAUGAGAUUAUGCUGAAUCUACACACCAUGCUGAUUGAAGUAUCAAGCUCUGGGGCUGCUGGCCGGACAGAGACUCCAUCUACACUGACCGCUCUCAGCAGUUCUUGCCUCAUUGCGUUGGCUGUAGCUCGGGGUGAAGCCGAGCUUGUACUCAGCGCUGUGACGUCACUCGUCAUGGCCUCACCAUCGCUUACAGAACAAUAUAUACAUAUACCGACAAAUUUGACAAUAUUGCAAAGGAGUGUUCACUCUGUCAUCCUGGGUCCUCCUUCUAGGAAUUUGUGGUUGAAUUUCGGCGUUCCACACAAGUCACUGGUGACAAGUUUUCCUGUGGACUUACCACCACAACUCACUGGCACUGGGGAAUUAGUCGUCCGUUCAUUAGUAUCGGAUGGUUGCUACUUAUAUGUAUUUACAUCAAAGGGAUUACUCAAAAUCGGUUCAGGAUACGGAAGUUCUAUACGGCAACAUGUAUAUCAGUACAAGCCGGAUUUCUUUGCUAGCGACAGACACGGAUGGCUGGGCUACUGUAAGAACAAACUGUACGUCAGAAUAGGACGUAAGAAAAGUGAGGUUUUUGAAGUCGAUAAAGAGACUUUAGAAGUGCGAAGCGUUCUUAGACUGGAGGCCGGGCAGCCUGCACCUGUUGAACCUAAAUCAGCAGUGUUCACGGACGGUCACCAACUUGGAUUAGUACUACUUACAAAUUAUGACAACCUAACGAUUCGUAUGUUCGAUGUGGAGACGAACGCGUCUGAACGUAUACACGGCGGCACGCACGCUCUCAGCGCUCGUCGUGAACUGAACGUUCAUUUACUUCGUCGGCGGACUCUUGUCUUAGGCAGACCGUCUUUCGACGAUGGACUUUCGAGGCGUAUGGUAGACCUCGAUGCACCAGUGGCGAUGCAACUGGAUGACAAUGAAGACGAUCCCUUACUAGGAAUAUGCUCUGGACAGGACUUUGGUCUUUUGACCACAUCUUCCGGAAAAGUUUAUUACACCGGUAAAGGCACAAGCCUCGGCUAUAAAGUCCCAGUGCCACAUACCGGUCGCUGGACGCUCAUGAAGGAAACGCUCUUCAAUAAGCAUGAAGUAGCGAGUAUAAGGAAAUGCAAAGUUGUACAGGUGGCCCUCGGACAUGAAGGUGUUCACGCUAUACUGGUGUUAGACAAUGGCACAGCGUUGUUCACGGGAGUGGCUCGGCGAGGGGAAGACGGUGACGCUAACCGUCAUCGACGAACACCUAAACCUACACGGCCCAAAAAGAUUUUAAGGGCGGAGGGCCAUCAUAUAGUGUACGCGGCUUGUAACUACGGGUCAACGGCGCUGGUUACCCGCCACGGACAACUACUCAUGUUUGGGAAGGACACUCAACACUGCGAUGAGAACGGCCUCGUUACUGGAUUGAGACACGAGCGAGUCAUACAGGUUGCUCUAGGUAAAGCACAUGCAGUUGCCCUCACGAAUUUCGGCCAAGUGUAUACUUUUGGCAUCAACAACAAAGGUCAAUGUGGACGUGAAUUUGGUUACACUAAAGAAAAACCAUUUCUCCGCGAAGGUGCUGAUAAAGAGGAAUUGAGGAUCUGUCAGUCUGCUCAUUCCUGGUCUAUGGAGUACUGCCGCGUUUGUGUUCUCUGUCGCGAAUGUACGGGCUUCGGCAGCGCUUGUCAUUGUGCUGCACUACCUAUUAGACAACCUGGAGAAAAGUGUGGAUGUGGUGAAGGUGACAGCGGCUGCAGCGUGUGUGGUGUUUGCAAGCAGUGUGCUGAGGCAACCACAUCCAAUGCUUCGACAUCUGUUUCAGACCCACCGUUUUUCCCAUCCGAUAAAGAAGCGACUCAAUCGGAAGGAGCUGUACCAGUGUGUGGUGAUGAACGUGAAGCCGGUGUUAAAGUGACAAGUCUUCCGCCGGCUCGUGUAGCGGUGCCGGGGGGACAUCGGAUUGUCGCUGUCGCUUGUGGCUUGCACCACACCGUGCUACUUACGGAGCACGGUGAUGUCCUUACUUUCGGAUCUAACCAAUGGGGAGCUUUGGGUGCGGGUGAUGUUGCUUCCCACCAUCGACUAGUCCGCGUGCGUGUGCCGCGCGCUUCCGCCGUUGCAGCCGGGAGUAAUCACACCGGUGUAUUAACAAGGGAUGGCGAAUUGUACACUUUCGGUAGCUACCAGAAAGGAUCUCUGGGUCGUCCACGCCAAGAGGAGCCACGUUCUGACCGUAGUCCAGUGUGGUAUGCCACACCGGAGCGCGUGCCACGCAUCGGACCACGCCACGGUUGUCGCGCUGUAUGGCUCUGUGCUUCUGGUGACCAAACCUUCGUUCAAGUGUCACAGGCCCUCAUAAAUACGGACACAUUGUUCAGUUCAACUAUCACGGCCAAUAGCAACAGUAUUGUUAUUCUACCAAAUCGUCCAGAACACACAUUUAAGUGUAUCACCAUAAAUAAAACCGACGGAUCCUGUAACGCAUGGACCGGUCCAGAACAAGUUGAUUUUGUGAACACUCUCGCGUGUCUCGACCCUCUUUAUGACGUACUGUGGUGUUAUCAACCACAAAUGCGAGUCAUGAAAUGCUUCAACAUUAUCGCAUUUGAUUCACACAAGCUACAGCGCUGCUGCUCUAACGACCCUGAAGCAUUUUCGGAUGUCGAAUUCGAUUACCCCAACUACGGGUGUCUGAAAAGACUAGAAGACUUCCGUCACAUGGAGAGUUUUGAAUGGAUCACUAAUAAUGAUGAAGAUCAGGAAGCUGAGAACGUGGUACUAUCAAAUAUGUCUGUACUUAAUCAAGAAUUAGCUAUACCGUGUACUGUUGGAUGUCAAGUUACGAGAAUUCAUGCGGCAUUGCAUUUGCUCGGGUGUUUGGAUUCGCUCACUUAUGCUCACGAUAACAGGGCCCCUGUUGUGGAAUGCAAACGUGAUCUGAACAUACAACCAAUAAUUCCUGUAGUCGAAGACUACCAGACUGUUAGCCGCUUUGAAAAUCAUGGAGGAGGUUGGGGUUAUUCGGGACAUUCAGUUGAAGCAAUCCGCUUUAUGUGUGAUUGUGAUAUAUUAUUGGGUGGAGUUGGAUUGUACGGUGGUCGAGGCGAGUAUACAGCCAAGAUACGUCUGUAUGACAUAGGACCGGAUGGUGGCGAUCAAGAAGGCGAUGGUGAAGUUAUAUUCGAAUCAGACGAAGUCUUCUAUGAAUGCCCUUCGAAAGAUAGAUUCCCGCUUAUGUUCGAUUCACCUGUUCCUCUAAUUGCUGGCAGGUGGUAUGUGGCAGCUGCUACGAUUAACGGUCCUUCAUCUGACUGUGGGUCAGCGGGCCAAGCCAUGGUAAUAAACGAUGAUGUUGGGUUCCAUUUCAAAACAUCAAAGAAAUCCAACAAUGGUACAGACGUUAAUGCCGGACAGUUACCUUGUCUUUUAUAUAACGUAAUGGGCCCCGAUCAUCCGAUGCCCAUAAGACAUUUGGAUCCUGGCGAACCAGUGAUUGUUCUAUCAAAGAAUAUAUCGAGGAAAGUGACGGUACCCUGUUUCCGGUCACUGAUCACAUUAAUGCAGUGGAGUUGGAGGACCUUUAAGGAUAUUCUACUAGAAACAAACGGCCAAGUGCCUAUAAACUAUCAGAAGUUGACACUGAUGAAGCACCAGAAACGCUUGGUGUACAUCAUAAGAGCUGGUCUAAGACUUGUCAGAUCUUACAUAAAGGAAGUGUAUCCACAGAGCGUCAAGAGACGCAAUUCACCCGAUUACAUGUCAUAUUUCGAAUCCAUAGCGGAAAUUCGCAACUUCAUACAGUCUAUGAUGGCUGACCCGACACCGUCUUGUUCUAUGCUGCCUCGUCGGCCCGGCCGCAGCAAGGCUCACAGGAUUUGCUACGUACAAUUUGCUCUGGAUUUGACAAAUUCUAUACUUAUGGAGGCCCACGAAACCUUCACUGUAUGCUUUUACGCGUUCUUUCCGACGCCAAUUCUGAAAUGGAAUCACCUUUGCUUCAUGCUGUGUCAUGUCAAGGACGGCAGUGUAAACUGGACUCAUAUUCGUGAGUUGACGGCUACUUGUUCAGCCAUGUGCCUCUCGCAAAGCCUGAGAGAUGUUUUGCAGUACAUAGUACCGCUUACUCAUAGUCAGAACGGUACAUCAGAUACACGUAGAAUUGAUAACAAGAUGAUUAAAGACGUCCCAUGCAAAUCAGCGACAGUACCGCGUUCAUCGCACGCACAGAAACCCCCACCCAUUCCUCCCCGUGCAAAGGACAGAAUCAACGAUAACGAAAAAUCCAAUUACCUCGAUUGGCACUUACUGGACGUGGUUCCAAGAUUAUUGGAUGUGGUACUCAAUCCGAUAAAACAACAGCUGACUCGACGUCAAUGUGCGCCCCCUCACGAUCACGGGGAACUGUCUACACAGGAGAGACUCUCUGAAUGCUGCUGUAAACUCACAUCGCGUAUCAUUGCUGAAAUGUCUUUCAGUGCUUUACAAGCUAAAGACGAUCCUGAAUCCAAAUCGAAUAAGCAUCUAGUGACUGCGUCCCGUUUCAUGCGUGUGAACUCUGCCCGUUCUUGGAGUACUGGGAACGGUAGCCCUGACGCUAUCUGCUUCACUGUUGAUAGACCAGGCGUGGCGCUAGUGGGCGCCUGCGUCUUUGUGGGCAGUGGCCAUUAUGACUACACUAUUGAACUUCUACACGAUAUGCGUACGUCAUCAGAAGAAUCUAAUGCGACUCACUGCUGGGUCAGUCUUGAAGCUGCCGACGGUUCAUUCUCUAGUGGUGACGCGCAUCAUGAAAUGGUUAACAUCAAGUUCAAUAAACCAGUACUGCUUAAGGAUGAGAUACGUUACGCCCUUCGUCUUUGCUGCGAGGGAUCUCGUACUGCUAGCGGUGACUGCGGUCUUCCAGCGGUCACUGGACCCGAUGGAACUACUUUUCAAUUCUCCUCGUGUUCUCUCAGUUUCAAUGGCACAUCCAUCGCCCGUGGUCAAUUGCCUUGCCUCAUAUACUACAGAACAAAGUGGGUGGAGCGUUCUGUGGAGAGCUCUUCCUCAGCGAGUACAAGUAACGCCCGCGCCAAUAUGAGUCGUAUGAGUGAGGAGAGUGAGUGUGAUCGUGGGGCAGUCCGCGACGCUGCGGUGUCUGUGGCCUCACUGGUAGCGGAGCGUGCCGCUUUACUGUUAGCUAGCACACGAGCCCUACCACCGGAUGAACUCCGUCGCGCCGCACCCGCUCUCGCUACCGCUCCCGCUCUCAACACGCUGCUACCCUAUGCAUUGGCUAAUUUAGAGGGCCUCAACGAUUCUAAGAGUGUGAUUCAAUUACUGGAAAUGGUACACAAGUUGCUGCCUCACGUGGCGGCUGUUAAUCUAUUGAUACCGAGUGUGGAGGAGGUGUCUACAUGCACGACCAGUCAGUUCUACACCUGGGUCGAAAGCGACCAUCCAUACAAACAAGCGACUGUGGUUAAUAAACGGGUACUGUUUCCACCUCAAGUAGCGUGGAUUGUAUUAGAGAUGGACCCGCGCAGUAUAACCGCCCAGCCUGAGGACACUUUGACCAUUUACGCAGUAGCGGGCGCCCCUCGCCACCGCUGUCAUUGUUCCGGUGACACUAGGGUCAUCGACCCACCCUUCCGUAAGGUAUAUAAGAGAUUAAUCCAGUUGACAUCGGAAACAGGAGAAGUCGAGGAAUUAGAAGAGGCUAGUUCGGAUGCACCUUGCAUGCAUUACAACUGCACGUACGUUAGUGUGACGCCUAAACUGGGUAAUAUGCAAGCCGACUGGCCACAAAAGGCGUUGUUGGUACCCGGUAAUGAGGUCAUUUUCUCAUUAGAGACGGCAUCUGAUUAUUUAAAUGAAUACAAUAAAUCUGAGAAUGAUGAUAGUCGUUUCGGCUUCCGAUGUCUUUGCAUCGGGUAUGAGGAUAACUGGUCGGGACGCUCUGUGCUCGGUUCAGGGUUCCCGUCAGGGUUGGCAACGCUGGAAAUGGAACUGGUACAUCUUGGCGCUGCUUGUGCUUCACGUCUAUUAUCACCAGAUCUUGACAUACCACCCCUAACACGCGCGACCAUCGUGGAGGUUCAAACAAUGGCGCUGUCGUCUAGUACAACUGGAACGUCUUUCAUGGGAGAUGGUGCUGGCGCUGCGGUUGAUGAAGAUAUUACUGAUCAGAGUGAAGCGCUCCUUAUAUCACGAGGCCUCGAGCUGGCCUCGCCUCCAGCUGUACACCACGUACUGGAUGGACUUCCCUUACUACGGUGA